Messenger RNA from [Candida] anglica, 750 nucleotides. The record is from the annotation of a GenBank genome assembly. NCBI's taxonomy places the organism in Eukaryota, Fungi, Ascomycota, Pichiomycetes, Serinales, Debaryomycetaceae.
AUGUAUGGGAGACGAUGUUUAAUCACAGGCGCAUCCCAAGGUCUAGGAUAUGCUUUAUCACAUAAAUUGGCUCUUAUGGGAGCAUCAGUGACGCUUGUAGCGAGAAAUGAAGAUAAGUUGAUCCGAAACCUUGAAACCUUACCUACAAGUGAAACCCAAUCUCAUUCGAUAGUGCCAUAUGAUCUUAAUAAUCUAUUGCCAGACAUGGCUCAAGAAUCCAACAAAAACUACCUUAAAUUGGUAGACUCUCUAAAGGAGAUCUCUGUCUUGAUUAAUUGUGCUGGAAUCACCACUCAUAGUUUGCUACCUAAAUUAAAGCCUGCAACUAUUGCAUCUACCAUAAAUUUAAAUUUAACAGCUCCAAUCCUUCUUAGUCAAUUAUCAUAUAGACAUAUGCUCAAGAAGCGUACCGCUAACAAACCAGUAAUUGUCAAUAUCUCAUCUGUACUCUCGUGUACCGGCACCACACUACCAGGUACAGCGGUUUACGCAGCCCUGAAAGCAGGUCUUGUCGGGUUCACAACAUCCUUAGCUACAGAAAUGCGUGGGAAAGUUAGAGUUAAUGCAAUUUUACCAGGAUUAAUUAGUGAAACAAGCAUGGGUGCCGAGGUUAACAGAGAUUUGGGUCUUUCACAAGUAUCUUUGGAAGACGUUACCGAUGCAACCGUUGAUACAAUAUUGAAUGAAGAAUUGAAUGGUGAAUGUAUUAUUGUUGAUCAAGAUGGUCAAAGGUUAUUUAAAUUCAAGUGA